AAUUUUUGUUCAAAACCCUUUUGAAAAAACCCAUAAAAACCUUAUGCUCACUUCACUCACUCAGUCAAGCAUUUUGUUGUAGAUUCCGGGAACACGUUCUUAUCAUAGUGAACCAUUCAUCCUCUAGCUUUUGGGUGAACUUGUUUACGUAAGUGAUUGUGCCUAUCCUGUGGCACUUUUGGCUGUAGCUCUUAUGCUCCUUCUAAAGGGCUGUCUCUGCAAAGAUGGGGCACAACCAUAAUCCCAACAUAAUUGAAUAGGAUAUGAAAUGCAUAAAACAGUGAUGAUGGGUGGUGUUGGCACGAGAAUGAGGGUGUGGGUAUCACCAUACUCUUAUUCUGCUCCUUCAAUUCUUGGGCAUGUUUGGAAAAGAAACAGAAGCGGAAGCAGAAGCAGAAGCAGAGUUGCCAUUGAUUCCGCGACACCUGCAUUCUGUGGGAAUGUUGAAACUUCCAAUGCCUUGCCUCCUAAACGUUAUCCGGAGUACAACAGGUUGCUUCCUUGUCCUCGACAAAAUGAACCACCAAGGAUAGAACACCUUGUGAUGGAGGAAUCAGGAAAUGUUGUUGAUCAUAUCUGUGAAAAGCUUGAUCUUCCUCCUUUCUAUGUUGCAGAUCUCAUUCAUUUUGGAGCUGUUCACUGUGCCUUAGUGUGCCCAAAGCCACCUUCAACUGCAAGUGCUCAGCAAAUUCGGUUGUUCAAACAAGUAACUGCACCCACUAUAUUGAAGAAGAGACCAUCUCUCAAAGGAAAAACAAUUCGAGAGGCACAAAAUACCUUCAGAAUAACCAGUCCUAAUGAAUACAUAGAAGCUGGGUCUUAUUUACGUGUUCAUGUGCAUCCAAAACGCUUUCCAAGAUGCUAUGAGGUUGAUUGGGCUUCAAGAGUUAUUGCAGAGACUGAUUCAUAUGUUGUUCUAGACAAACCUGUUGGUAUUUCAGUCGGAGGAACAACAGAUAAUAUUGAAGAGACUUGUACAAUGUUCACAACUCGAGCAAUGAAGCUUAGUUCACCCCUAAGGACUACCCAUCAACUUGACAACUGUACAGAAGGCUGUGUUGUGCUUUCUAAAACUGUGGAAUUCUGUGCAGAGUUUCACACAAAGCUUCGGGAGAAACAAGUUAAGAAGUUAUACCUUGCAUUAACUGCUGCACCUGUUCCACCUGGGAAAAUAUCCCAUUAUAUGUGUCCAGAUAAUUUUGCUCCUCGAAUUCUUUCUAAAGAGCCUUUUGAAGGAUGGCGGUUGUGUCAACUUGAGGUACUGGAAUGCAAAGAAGUACCUUGGCCGGAUACUGCUAUUGAAGCCACAUAUGGCAUUCGGGACUGUGGAUGGUCCCCAAAAGAUGUUGCAUAUGAAUGCAAAAUAAAGCUAUUGACAGGAAGGACGCAUCAGAUCCGAGCUCAGCUGGCUGCUUGUGGUUCCCCUAUAAUUGGUGAUUCUAUUUACAUGCUAGCUUCAAUUAAGAUGAUAAUGUCACCUCACCUAUAUCCAUUUGCAGAAGCUGAAAGCAAGAAAAAUGUAAGGAAUAGCGAGGCUAUGAAUUCUGCAAUUCAUCAAUGGAAAUCACAGCAUGGUAAGGAACCAGAUAUUGCUAUUGGUCUUCAAGCAUGUGAAAUCUCUUGGAAUGAUGGUGAAUGUACUUACCAAGCUGGGCUGCCUUGGUGGAGGUCUAAUUGAUGGGUGCCUGAGCAUUGCAAUCUGGACAACUGAUGUCAAUUCAAAAAUAAUGUAAUUGAUUAUUUUCUCCAUGAGUUAUCCCCUCUUUACAUAGGCUUUCUCGAGAAAGAUGCUGAAAGAUGAAUUUUGUGAAGUCAUCUUUGCUUUGAAGUUGUAUGAUGCAUUUGCCUUCAAAUUGAAAGAAAUGAUAGUUGAAGCAUAUUGUGUUUCAUGCAAGUACACUUUGGUCAAUUUUCAUUUAAAAUUAGUAUUAUUCAUGCAAUGAUGUCAAGCCAAGCCUGCAUGCUCGUGGAUAUGCUAAUGAUUUUUUAAGUAUCUCUAACCAAGGAACUUUUUAGUGG
This is a messenger RNA of Cryptomeria japonica (Japanese cedar), 2019 nucleotides long. Its product is annotated as RNA pseudouridine synthase 6, chloroplastic. Gene Ontology annotation, molecular function: pseudouridine synthase activity; RNA binding. Lineage: Eukaryota; Viridiplantae; Streptophyta; Pinopsida; Cupressales; Cupressaceae. The transcript has 9 exons. The record is from RefSeq and is a predicted model, not a curated record. Gene Ontology annotation, biological process: pseudouridine synthesis. The coding region runs from base 269 to 1678 and encodes 469 amino acids.